UAACUCCCCUAACUCUUUGGGGGUGUUAGUGAAGCAAAGUUAGUGAUUGUUGAGGAUGACGAAGACGAUGGGUAAGAUGGAAGAAGGGUGUUGUUCGACUGGUUUAGACAUGCAAGUGAUUGGGAAUUUCUUGAGUUUCGCGUCGAGAGGUGACAGAGUUGGGCUGAACCAGAUGUUGAGGCAAGGUACUCCUCCUAAUGUUCAAGACUAUGACAAGAGAACCGCCUUACAUCUUGCUGCGAGUGAAGGUCACGCUCCCAUUGUUGAGCUUCUUCUUCAUUACAAGGCUGAUGUCAAUCUCAUUGAUCGAUGGCAACGCACUCCCUUGACAGAUGCAAGACUCUAUGGACACCGAGACAUAUGCAGGAUCCUGGAAGUAAAUGGAGGCAAGGACUUCAUCAAUGAUCAACCAAUGACAGUGCGGCAUGAGCAAGAUUCAAGUGCAGCAAAAUUUGACAUUAGGGAACUGGAUACACAACACUCCUCAACAGUUAAACAGGGUGUAUUUGGCGAAUCUCAAAUGGUCAAGUGGCGUGGAACGUGGGUGGUCAAAACUGUGAUUAAGUGCGACAAGGAUGAUCAUCCUGCACAAACGAUACUGUCUGCCAAGGUUAAUACAUUGUUACAGGAACUCCGACAUCCCAAUAUCUUGCAGUUUCUUGGUUCAAUUGUUUGCGGAGAGGAGAUAAUUCUGAUAACAGAGUACCUGCCAAAAGGAAGCUUGGAUUAUAUCUUGUCCAAGAAAGUUCGACUUGAACUUCACAUCGCCCUGCGGUAUGCACUUGAUAUUGCUAGAGGCAUGAAUUAUCUUCAUGAGCACAAACCCUCACCCAUAGUUCACAAUUAUUUGAAUACCAAAAAUUUGUUGCAAGAUGAAGGUGACCAAUGGAAGAUUGGAGAGUAUUGGCUUCAAAUUUUGUAUAAACAAAGGCACCCUAAUCAAGACAAAAGCCAAAGAAAUGAUAAUUCUAGCAUUCCUAUCAACCUGUCUGAUGACACCAAGAAAGAUAUCCACUCAUUUGGCUGCAUAUUGUAUCAGAUGCUAGAAGGAAAUCACGAGGAGACCAACACAAUAUCUGAGUUCAUGCAUUUUGAACCAAAAUUUCAGCUAAGUCGAUGCCCUAAAAGAAUUCAAGAAUUGAUACAGUAUUGCACAAGUAAAGAUCCAUCGGAAAGGCCAUCAUUUGCAGCCGUCAUAGAAAUCCUGGAAGAAGUCUCAGCAGGUGUGGGGAAACCUGCAUGUCCUGUGUGUUGAGUGCAUUAUGCAAUGUGAAUGUGCAUAUAUAUACACAAAUACUGCAACAGUAAGUUAAAAAUCUCACGAUAUUGUGAGUACAAGUUACAGUAAUAUCCUGAACUUGCUUACUACUAGUAAGCUUGGAUGUUGAAAUUGGUGGAUAAUAAUAAAACUUGCAGUACA
Messenger RNA from Pistacia vera, 1420 nucleotides. Its product is annotated as integrin-linked protein kinase 1-like. Gene Ontology annotation, biological process: protein phosphorylation. Bases 56 to 1255 code for a protein of 399 amino acids. The record is from RefSeq and is a predicted model, not a curated record. Lineage: Eukaryota; Viridiplantae; Streptophyta; Magnoliopsida; Sapindales; Anacardiaceae. The transcript is spliced from 11 exons. Gene Ontology annotation, molecular function: ATP binding; protein kinase activity; protein binding.